Saccharomyces eubayanus is the source of this 1893-nucleotide messenger RNA. RefSeq names its product polynucleotide 5'-hydroxyl-kinase (gene GRC3). Gene Ontology annotation, molecular function: polynucleotide 5'-hydroxyl-kinase activity. Gene Ontology annotation, biological process: cleavage in ITS2 between 5.8S rRNA and LSU-rRNA of tricistronic rRNA transcript (SSU-rRNA, 5.8S rRNA, LSU-rRNA). Gene Ontology annotation, cellular component: nucleus. Lineage: Eukaryota; Fungi; Ascomycota; Saccharomycetes; Saccharomycetales; Saccharomycetaceae. The record is from RefSeq and is a predicted model, not a curated record. The transcript has a single exon. The coding region runs from base 1 to 1893 and encodes 630 amino acids.
AUGGUAACAGAUUCCAAACAAGAUUUGCCUCAGUAUAGCAAAGACUCAGACUCAGAUUCAGACUCUAGCAGUAGCUCUAACUUAAGCGCUGUGUUCACUUCAUCUUCGAAGAGCGCGACUGUACUUCUCAACAGUGAAGAAUAUGACGACGAUGACGAUGACGAUGUGAACGGAUUAGAUAAUGAAUUGGCCGACAACAUAACUUAUGUGGGAGACGAAGAUGAAACCAUGCUUGUAGGUUUGAAAGAAAGGCAGAAACUGCAUCUAUCUGGCGCUUUUCGUUUACAAAUAGUGAAAGGUGGCAUCGUCUAUAACAAUGUACACUACAAUGCCUCGAGAGAAAUCUUGCACUUCUGGCACCCAUUAUCACAAUCUAUACCGACUAUAGAUUUUUCACAUUUCGCUGGUUGGCAAGAUACGAUAUUUUUGCCCAGAAACAAUAGAUUUAAUAUCAAAAAUGAUGAAUUGAAAUCAUUCCCGUGUGUUCUUCGCGUCUUCAAUUCAAGCCAGACAGGACUGUCAGAAGCUGGUCGUCUAUACCGUGAUGUUAAUUAUCUCUGGAAGCCCAAGGAACCGUAUUUCCCAUUAAACGAAAGGGCUACGUAUCAUCUAUUACACGAAUCAGAUGAGGUUCAGUCUUUAUCUAUACCGAGAUAUUGGUCGGCCCCUUUAGAAAAGUUAUAUUUGAAUCAUAAGAAUGCUACGUAUGACACAAGAAUCAUGGUACUUGGUGGUAAAAACUCUGGGAAAUCCACUUUUUUGAGGCUUUUGCUAGAAAAAUUUACGCAGGAUAUACGGGCUUCCACGACAGAUCAGGAUGAAUUGGUGUAUCUGGACUUAGACCCUGGUCAACCUGAAUAUUCAUUGCCUGAUUCAAUUUCUUUAAAUAAGCUGAUUCCAAAGCCAAUUACUCUCGGACAACAUCUUUGUCAGGGUUCUAACUUCCAAACUUUAUUGCAGUUUUACAUUGGGUCCUCUUCUCCUCAAGACGAACCUGCAUCAUAUUUGAACUCCGUUGAUAAACUUAUAGAUUAUUUGGAGGAACAAGCCUUUUUUGGAACAUCCUUGCUUAACUUGCCUGGGUGGAUUAAGGGAUUUGGGAUGCAGAUCUUGAAUCACAUUAUAAAGAAAUACAAGCCGACUCAUUUAGUCUUUUUGGAGACAGCAAACUCAAAAAGGCAUCUGGACGAACUAACUAUUCCGCAAAGUUUUUCUACAUCGUUACGGGACACAUACCUGCCUGAAGUUGUUCGCAUACCGGCCCAUAAUUUAAAUCACGCUUCACCUGCUAGGUUCCAUGCAUCACAACUACGAACUUUCAAAGUAUUAGCAUUAUUUCAUAAACUGACUCAGUUAGAUUACGAUUUUGCUCCGCUUUUGAAAUCGGCUCCUUUACAGAUUUCAUACGGUGGAGAUAAACGUGGUAUCCAAGGCAUCCGGUUUCCCAUGGAAUUCCAAAAUUUAAAUCCUGAAGAUAUCAGAUCUUCACUGGAAGGCGCAGUAGUUGGGAUACACACACAUUUAGAAGGAGACCCGUUGGUUGUAAAGAAAUUGGACACCUUCCCCAUUUUACAAUCCAGCACUCCUUCUCGUAAGAGCUUCGUAACCCUAGGACUGAUACAUUCUAUUGACACAUUGCAACAAAUAAUGAAUAUUUAUGUGCCUCCUUGCCAUAAAAAAAAUUUGGAUGAACAGCCUGAAGAUGUCAAAUGGAUAAUCGUAAGAAACAAGACAGAAACGCCCUUCUGUGACUUGCUUCCAUCGCAUCGCGCUAUAACUUGGGACCCUAGUAUACAAAUACCGUUUGCAACAUUUGAAAGAAGGAAGAAAUUAGAACAUGUCUGGAAGGUUCGUAAAAAUGUGAUGAGACGUGGGCAAUUCAUGAAAAGGUAG